This is a messenger RNA of Phoenix dactylifera (date palm), 1302 nucleotides long. Its product is annotated as putative isoaspartyl peptidase/L-asparaginase 2. Gene Ontology annotation, molecular function: hydrolase activity. The record is from RefSeq and is a predicted model, not a curated record. Lineage: Eukaryota; Viridiplantae; Streptophyta; Magnoliopsida; Arecales; Arecaceae.
GUGGCCCGGAAGUGCCCAUCCCAGUAUUCACAGAGAUCGGAGAGAGGGAGAGAGAGAGGAUGGGAGGUUGGGCGAUCGCCGUGCAUGGGGGCGCCGGUGUGGACCCCAACCUUCCGGCGGAGCGGCAGGAGGAGGCGAAGCGCGUCCUCUCCCGGUGUCUCCACCUGGGCAUCGCCGCCCUCCGGGGCGGCGCCGCCGCGGUGGACGUGGUGGAGAUGGUGGUCCGGGGACUGGAGACGGACCCCGUGUUCAACUCCGGGCGGGGGUCCGCGCUGACGCGGCGAGGGACGGUGGAGAUGGAGGCCAGCAUCAUGGACGGCCGCGGCCGCCGGUGCGGCGCCGUCUCCGGCCUCUCCACCGUCAAGAACCCCAUCUCCUUGGCCCGCCUUGUCAUGGACAAGUCCCCCCACUCCUACCUCGCCUUCGACGGAGCCGAGGAGUUCGCCCGCGAGCAGGGUGUAGAAGUUAUCGACAAUAGCUAUUUCAUCACUGAAGAGAACGUGGGCAUGCUGAAGCUCGCCAAGGAAGCCAACAGCAUCUUGUUUGAUUACAGGGUUCCAGUUCCUGGCGUCGAGACAUGCAGCGCCAGCGCUGGAUCCAUGGUGGACAACCCUCUGCAAAUGAACGGCCUCCCUAUCAGCAUCUACGCGCCAGAGACCGUGGGGUGCGUCGUGGUCGACAGCGGCGGGUGGUGCGCCGCCGCCACCUCCACCGGAGGUCUCAUGAACAAGAUGAUCGGCCGCAUCGGCGACUCGCCGCUGAUAGGCUCUGGAACCUACGCCUGUGACCUCUGUGCCGUUUCAUGCACCGGCGAGGGCGAGGCCAUCAUUCGGAGCACAUUGGCGAGGGACGUGGCGGCGGUCAUGGAGUACAAAGGUCUCGGCCUCCAGGAGGCAGUGGAUUAUAUCAUCAAGAACAGGCUGGACGAAGGCCAGGCCGGGCUUAUCGCGGUCUCGAGAAAUGGUGAGGUGGCCUAUGGAUUUAAUACUACAGGAAUGUUUAGGGCUUGUGCUACCGAAGAUGGGUUCAUGGAUGUGGGGAUAUGGGAGUAGGUGUACGUAUACGUUCCCGGCCGGUUGUCUUCGUCUUGAAGACAACUCUAGGAAUUUGUCUGCCUUCAUAGCCAGAUGCAUGGGAUCUCUCUCUUUUCUCAGGGUGAAUGUCGACGGGUGGGUUAGCGAAUAUUAAUGCCCGUCAUGGAAGGAGAAUAACAGUAAUAUUAUCUCUAUUUGUAGGCCCUCUUUCACCAUCUGUUCAUCAUGUUUAUCACCUUAACAUCUGCCAUCUCGUUUGGUUCGCAAA